Messenger RNA from Telopea speciosissima, 3007 nucleotides. Its product is annotated as protein FAR1-RELATED SEQUENCE 11-like. Bases 629 to 2911 code for a protein of 760 amino acids. Gene Ontology annotation, molecular function: zinc ion binding. Lineage: Eukaryota; Viridiplantae; Streptophyta; Magnoliopsida; Proteales; Proteaceae. The transcript has 5 exons. The record is from RefSeq and is a predicted model, not a curated record. Gene Ontology annotation, biological process: regulation of DNA-templated transcription.
UGCAUUUCUUAGUUUUGUCUUCAAUCUGUUGAUCGAAUUUACAUGGAGUUUUAGGGUUUUGUCAUGCUUUGUGAUGAGCUACUCCUCUCUGGUGCAGAUUAUAUUGCCUGUCUGGUUUAACAGUAAUAUUUCUAUCUCUUCGAUCUGGAUUGAAAAUUUGGAACUUGGAGCUAUGACUGAAUCACGUUUGGAUCAAUUUUGAAUGAUCAUCUUGUGAAAUGGAAAAUCCCCUUGGCCUGCUAUUCGUAGAGAAGCGUAUGAGGUAUUGGGGGUUUCUAGGUUUUCGACUGAUUUGGAAUUCAAAACUGCAUUCAGGAAGCUGACCCUCAGUGAAAGAUAUUAUAGUUGUUGCAAUCUUAGCAAACUGCAAGUAUUACUUAAUAGUUGAGUAGGAAAAAAUUGCAUGCCAGUCAAUCAAUAGAAAGGAAGCAUACAACAUCAUUGGUUGUCACUGUGCUGUCUUGGUCUUUCUUCUUCUGUAGUAGACCCAUAAAGUUUGUUGCUGUUUGCCUUAAGAAAAUAAGAAUGAAGGAAGAUAUAGAUAUCUAAAUAUGCUGCUUAAGGUAUGUGCCUACCUGAUCAACAUCAGGGUAUUAUAUCUGCCGUCUGAUCUCUCUUUGUGGAAAGAAUGUCGGAAGGAACAAGCCUAAUGGUGGAAACUUCAGAAAAUGGCACAGAUUUGUCUCCAGAUGAUAUUGGCACCAUUGAGGAAAUGCCUGAAGACACAAUUUUGUCACGACAAACUUCUGUUAACCUUAUUCCAUUUAUUGGCCAACGCUUUGUAUCUCAAGAUGCUGCAUAUGAAUUUUAUUGCAGCUUUGCAAAGCAAUGUGGUUUUUCAAUCAGGCGUCAUCGUACUCGAGGGAAAGAUGGGGUUGGUAGGGGAAUUACGAGGAGGGAUUUCACUUGCCAUCGUGGUGGCUAUCCUCAGAUAAAACCAUCUGAUGAUGGGAAGCUUCAAAGGAAUCGGAAAUCAUCACGUUGUGGUUGUCAGGCAUAUAUGCGGAUUGUUAAAAGGGCAGAUUUUGAUGUCCCUGAAUGGCGUAUUACAGGCUUUAGCAAUACCCACAACCAUGAACUGCUUAAAUCAAAUGAAGUGCGUCUCCUUCCUGCCUAUUGCACUAUAUCUGCAGAUGACAAGAGUCGCAUUUGCAUGUUUGCAAAAGCUGGAAUGUCAGUGCGACAAAUGUUGAGAUUGAUGGAGUUAGAGAAAGGUGUUAAGCUAGGUUGUUUGCCAUUUACUGAGAUAGAUGUGAGGAAUCUAUUACAGUCCUUUAGAAAUGUGGAUCGGGACAGUGAUGCUAUAGAUCUUCUUGCAAUGUGCAAGAAGAUCAAGGAUGAAGAUCCUGACUUCCAGUAUGACUUCAAGAUAGAUGCACAUAACAGGUUGGAGCAUAUUGGCUGGUCCUAUGCGUCAUCAAUUCAAUUAUAUGAAGCCUUUGGUGAUGCUGUGGUUUUUGACACAACCCACCGUUUGGAUGCCUAUGAUAUGCUUCUUGGGAUUUGGAUUGGAGUAGACAAUCAUGGCAUGAACUGUUUUUUUGGUUGCGUGCUUCUACGGGAUGAAAAUAUCCUGUCUUUUUCCUGGGCAUUGAAGACAUUUUUGGGCUUCAUGAAAGGAAAGGCUCCACAAACAGUCUUGACAGACCAAAAUAUGUGGCUGAAAGAUGCAAUUGCUAUUGAAAUGCCAACUACAAAACAUGCCUUCUGCAUUUGGCACAUCAUUUCAAAGUUCUCAGAUUGGUUUCCUGUACUGCUUGGAUCAGAAUAUGAUAAUUGGAAAGCUGAGUUUCAUCGACUCUAUAAUCUGGACAUGGUGGAGGAUUUUGAAGUAGGAUGGAGGGAAAUGGUUGAUGGCUAUGGUCUCCAUGCAAAUAAGCACAUUGUCAGCUUGUAUGCAUUAAGGACGUUUUGGGCGUUACCAUUUUUGAGAUGUUACUUCUUUGCGGGAAUGACAAAUACAUUCCACUCGGAGUUAAUUAAUGCUUUUAUCCAACGGUUUUUGAGCGCACAGACUCAACUUGAUCAUUUUGUAGAACAAGUGGCUGCUGUUGUUGAUUUUAGAGAUCAAACAGGUGUGAAACAAAAGAUGCAACGGAAGCUCCACAAAGUCUGCCUCAAGACUGGAUCACCAAUUGAAUCACAUGCAGCUACCGUUCUUACACCUUAUGCCUUUUGCAAACUUCAAGAAGAGCUUGUGUUGGCUCCACAAUAUGCCUCACUUCAAAUAGAAGAUGGUUGUUUCAUUGUGAGACACCAUACCCAAAUGGAUGGGGGGUGUAAAGUGAUUUGGGUCCCUCAUGAAGAACUCAUCAGCUGCAGCUGUCAUCAAUUUGAGUUUUCUGGCAUUCUUUGUAGACAUGUUCUCCGUGUCUUGUCAACGAAUAACUGUUUUCACAUUCCAGAACAGUAUUUACUUAUCCGUUGGCGUUGUGUCAGUUCAUCUUCCUCAAAGAUGUUCCGAACCACUAGUCCGAGGGAUCAUGCAGAGAAAAUUCAGUUAUUGCAGUCCAUGGUUUCAACAAUCGUUACAGAAUCAGUUGAAACAGAGGAGCGGCUUGAUGUUGCUUAUGAGCAAAUUGCCAUGGUGUUGUCACGCAUAAAAGAAUUUCCUCAGUCGUCACAUUGCGCUAAUGAUAUUGCCUAUGAUAGUCCAUCUGACUCGAUGAUUCUACCAGAGGUGCAAGAUUCUGAUGGAAUUGUUCAAAGUUUUACUGCUGGGAAUCCCCCCCAUGACUCUAUUAACAGUUUGGGAAAGCUCAAAGAAAGAAGACCCAGAGAUGGAAUUGACAUUUCUCGGAAACGAAGGCGCUGUUCUGUGCCUUGCUGUGGGCAGUUUGGGCAUGAUGCAACUGAUUGUCCAAUGAUGGGAGUGGAUGGUUUGAACGGAGAUGGGCUAGGGUUCUUGUAGAGGAACAUUAUGAAGGUGGCUGCAUGUGUAAAGAAAUAGUAAGUUAUAAAUGUUGAUAUGCCAUUAGCUAUCAUUUUUCGUUCUUUCUCGAUGCAA